This is a messenger RNA of Prorocentrum cordatum, 1356 nucleotides long. NCBI's taxonomy places the organism in Eukaryota, Dinophyceae, Prorocentrales, Prorocentraceae. The record is from the annotation of a GenBank genome assembly.
AUGCUACUCGAGCAAGCGGCGUGGAGUCAGCUCGUGGAGUGUCUGCUCCAGUUCUCUUUCGUUGACGUGUUGCUGCAGCUCCUUGCUGUACGGGUGGUGAGCCGUGUACUGGCGAAUGGCUCCGCCUUCGUGGAUUGCCCCGAGUUGAAGGAGCUGUACGGCCAGGAUCACCGACCCGUACGUCCACAGUACCGUGGUGGCGCAGUGCGCGUUGCAGGUGGGCGACGAGAUCGCCUUCAACGUGCACGUCAGCAGCCGGGGCAUGCCGCAGGUCUCCGCGCCCUGCUGGCGGAGGGCGCGCCCGGGCGGCGACGAGCCGGGAGAGCCGCCGCCGAAGCGCGCCCGUGUGGGCUAUGCGCCGCCGUCGGGCGCGGCGCUGCCAGCGCUGGCGCACGGCCCGUGGGCGGCCAGCGCCAAGGGCUACGGCAAGGGCGCCUGGGUGGAGGCUCCGUGGCCGAAGGCCCCCGGCACCGGCGUGCCGAGCUCGUGGGCCAAGGACGGGGUCAUGGCGGACUUCGACAAGGAUACAUCAUGGGGACCGUGAAGACACCCAUCCCGUCGAAGGGCUUCAGCCUGGUCGAGGCCCCGGACAGCGGGCACGAGGCUGACGUCUACGUCCACAGCAGCGUGGCGCCGCCGGAGGCGCUGCAGCCGGGCGAGGUCGUCGCCUUCCGGCUCCACAUCAGCCCGAAGGGCCAGCCGCAGGCAUCUGCACCCCUCUGGAAGCUGAUCGGCACUCCUCUCGACGAGAGCCCCGCGCAGCUCGGAGAAUUCGUGGGACAGUUCAACAAGAUGCUGCCCGGUGGCUCUGGCUUCGUGAGCUGCCCCGCGCUCAAGGAGGAGUACGGAAGGGACACCUAUCUGGGGUGCCGUCGGAUGUCCACGUCUCCGUCAUCAUCGGGUUGGGCUUGGAGCUUGGGGACGUCGUCGCCUUCCCCGUCCAGCUCACCCCCGACGGCAAGCCCCAGGUGCAGGCUCCAUGUUGGAGGUGCUGCACCCCCGCGCCUGGUGGGAGCGGCACGACGGCGCCGGGGGACGGGGGCUUCCAGGACACCGCCUGGGCGGUCUUCGAGCAGUAUCUGGCCAGCAGGCGUGGGGCAACGAACCUGGCGGCGAGUCCAGCGCGGGCGGCUGCGAGAGGCUGGCAGGCGCUUCCGUGGCAGGCGGGAGGCGUUUCCCUGCCUGCGGAGGAGCUCAGGGCUCGACCCAAACGGUUGGAUGCCCGACAAUCACGUGGUGGGGGUGGUGAAGCACGCCGACGAGGUCCGGGGGCUGAGCUACGUGCACAGCCCUGGCUCCGGCUUCGAGAGGGAGACGUGUUCGUGCACAAGUCCGUGGCGGACCCCGGGUCUCUGA